AUGGAGUCGCUUACAUCGGUCUAUGCCAAUGAUAAAAUCAUGGCAACAGCAACCACGAGACUGUUCUUCAUCUUGACCAACUGGAAGCAGAACAGAGGGGGCUUGACACUGGAGCUUAAUGCAUACUCACCAAGCGACUCACAACACUGGUUUAAGGGGUGCUACUUUGGAGCUCCGGGUGAAGCCGAGCCCGAGGUCCUCGGAUCUGAGUGUGUACCGCUACGUGGUCUGCUUUCGAGUGCGAUUCAUUAUCCAUACCAUGGAUGGUGGCACGGUGCACCUACUGACGAUGCCUUACGACGACCAUUUGGACCAGCUAUUCUCAAAUUUCAGGAGGAGCUUCCUUCGGUACAAGCCGUUACAAAGUUCCUUCUCCGCCGACAAUGUCGUCGUCAACUGGAUCCUUCGGCUUUAUCAUAA
Messenger RNA from Fusarium falciforme, 420 nucleotides. RefSeq lists its product as hypothetical. NCBI's taxonomy places the organism in Eukaryota, Fungi, Ascomycota, Sordariomycetes, Hypocreales, Nectriaceae. The record is from RefSeq and is a predicted model, not a curated record. Bases 1 to 420 code for a protein of 139 amino acids. The transcript has a single exon.